AUGUAUCCUGAGUGCAAAUGCGCACUGUGCGGGGUCCAAUGGGUCCAAGCAACUCUCCUGAUGAGGGCCCAGCGCGCGUCCUUCUCUGCGUUCCAACUCCCGCCCUCCCAUCUGUCGUCUUCCUCCCGCCACUGCCAAAAGGCUCCGCUUGCGCCAGGGUCCAAGCUGGCAACCAUGAUGUGCGCGGCCAUAUCGAACUUGGAUAACCGGCGGCAACGCCGAUACACGAAUCGCCUUCGCGCGUGCACUAUGAAUUUUGAACAUAUCAUCAAGGCGCGAACCUGCUACCGCGAGCCAUUGGCCAUGACGGGGUCGGCUUCUGAAAACCUCGUGGCAUGA
This is a messenger RNA of Prorocentrum cordatum, 339 nucleotides long. Lineage: Eukaryota; Dinophyceae; Prorocentrales; Prorocentraceae. The record is from the annotation of a GenBank genome assembly.